Salvelinus namaycush (lake trout) is the source of this 6512-nucleotide messenger RNA. Its product is annotated as fidgetin-like. The coding region runs from base 164 to 2344 and encodes 726 amino acids. The transcript is spliced from 2 exons. Gene Ontology annotation, molecular function: microtubule severing ATPase activity; ATP binding; ATP hydrolysis activity. Lineage: Eukaryota; Metazoa; Chordata; Actinopteri; Salmoniformes; Salmonidae. The record is from RefSeq and is a predicted model, not a curated record.
CAUGGCAGUGGCUGUGGUCAUUGUUGCCUGCGCUAACUUGGAAUGGUUUUAAAUCCCACGCAGCCUCGCUUAACCCACCGCAAGUCAUUCAUCAGCAAGCUCUACCGUGGAUCGAUGUUGCUCUAACCCCAGAGGUCGACCUGUCGCACAUACAGGCCUAAAGAUGCAGUGGACCCCAGAGCACGCGCAGUGGGCGGAGCAGCACUUUGACAUCACCUCCACCACGCGCUCGCCGGCCCACAAGGCCGAGGCUUACCGGGGCCACCUGCAGCGCGGCGGCAGCACCUACCAGUACGCCUGGGCCAACGACGACAUCUCUGCGCUCACCGCCUCCAACCUGCUCAAGAAGUACGCUGAGAAGUACUCUGGCAUCCUGGAGAUGCCCAGUGAGAGGGCCCUGCUGAACUCCUACGCCGAGGCCGGGAUGAACGGCAGGAAGGGGGAGGGCGAGGCCUGGCAGGAGGGGGUAUACUGCGUCCCCGAGGGGAUGUCCAUGAGGAAAGGAGGGGUGGCGGCGGAGGUGGCUGGUAUGUGCAGCUCGCCAUCCCCGGGCCUGGCCUCCAGCGGCCUGACAGAGCCUGGUUACUCCAGCAGCAGCUGUGGUAGUCACAUCGUCACGGCCCUCCACUCUUCUGCAGGCUCCUCUCAGGAAUACGGCCCCAGCUACAGUGGCUCCUACCUGGGCUACAGCUCCCAGGUCACCACCUCCCCGCUGCACAGCUCCGGCCUCUUGCAGCCCCCUCCUCCACCCCCCCACACCUCCCUGGUCCCGCCCUACAAUGGGGGAUCCUCCAACCUCUCGGGCUACAAUUACCCCCAUGCCGGGUACCCCUCCCAGAGCGCUGUGGGGCCAGGCUACAGCCCCGGGGGAGCCCCCCCUCCAUCCUCCUACCUACCGUCAGGGAUCGCCGCUCCCCCCCCCCUGCCCCCCUCCUCUACGCUCCCCGGGUACCCCUACCAGUCGCACAACCUUGGCCCCAUCGCGCCCACGCCUCUGAACGGCAGCUCGUCCAACUCUCUGAAGAGAAAAGCCUUCUACAUGACAGGGCAAGGAGAGAUGGACUCCACUUAUGGAAAUUUUGUCUACGGCCAGGCGCGCAGCUCCGCAGAGAGCCCCAUGUACAGGGUACCGGACAGCAGCAUCUCAAAUGCGGGCGGAGGGAACAGUUUUGACAGGAACGCUGACAAGUCAUCUUUGCCGUUUCAUACCCAAAAGCAGCCCAUGGCCUCUGAGCAGUCUGCGGGUGGAGCACUCACCCCUCCGUCCUAUGCCUCCACUCGGGGUGGCUCGCGCUCAGCCGACUCCCUGGGCAGCUUCACCUCUCCCUCACUGAGCGACCAAGGGGACGAGCACCGCCUGCACCUCUCCCACCUCUCCCUGACGGGGGCGACCUCAUCCUCCCGGCCCGCUGAGGAGCAGCUGAAGAGCAGCGACCCCCACCUCCUGGACAUGGUGACCUCUGAGAUCCUGCAGCAGGGACCCCCAGUGGACUGGAGUGACAUUGCAGGCCUGGAGCUGGCCAAGGCCACUCUGAAGGAGGAGGUUCUCUGGCCCAUGCUACGUCCGGACAUGUUUAGCGGCCUAGGUUCGGCCCCGAGGUGCAUUCUACUGUUUGGCCCCAGAGGGACGGGCCGGACGUUGCUGGGCCGCUGCAUGGCAAGCCAGCUGGGGGCACCCUUCCUGCAGCUCAAAGGCUCCACCUUGGCCACCAAGUGGCUGGCAGAGGGUGACAAGAUCCUGCGGGCCUCCUUCUUGGUGGCGCGCUGCCGCCAGCCCUCAGUGCUGUUCAUCAGCGACGUGGACAUGCUGCUGUCAGCCCAGCUCAGCAACGAGAGCCCCGUUCACCGGCUUAAGGCCGAGCUCCUGGCCCAGCUUGAUGCGCUGCUCCUGGGGCCGGCCGAUGACUCCAACAACCACGUCCUGGUGGUCUGCUCCACCAGCAAGCCCCAGGACAUGGACGAGGGGCUGCGACGGUACUUUGGCCGGCGGGUCCUGGUGCCGCUGCCAGAUGGUUCGUCCCGCCACCGAAUGCUGAGCCAGCUGCUGUCCCAGUCCCAGCGCAAGUACUGCCUCAGUGAGGAGGAGCUGGUGCUGCUGGUCCAGCGCACCGAGGGCUUCUCCGGCCUGGACGUGGCAAGGCUGUGCCAGGAGGCCCUGGUGGGCAUGCUGCACACCUCUUCCCAAGGCCUGGACCUCUCGGUGAGCAUCAUGCCCACGGGCCAGAUGCGACCCCUCACCUACCAGGACUUUGACAGUGUUUUUUGCAAAUUCCAGCCCAGUAUAUCGCAGAAAGAGAUCGACACGUACACCGAGUGGAACAAAAUGUUUGGGUGCGGUCAGUGAACCUCGAGGGGGAAAGUCCUCAAGAAAGAGGCGUUGGGAAUUCUUUGACCUGGCUGUGGUGCUAACCAGAGAGGAAGGCACACAAGAGGGGCGACGUAACCCCCCACGUGUGAGACCUGACACCAGAGGUGGAGAAACAUCAAGAGACUUGGUUGGAGAGAUACCUGAUGGUUUUGCAGGUAACGAGCAGAGAUUUCAUUAGGAUGCUUGACGCUGCUAAAGUCAGGCAUAGUUAUACACAUUAAGAAGGGGUCAACUUGAGAAGAGACAGAGGAGGACCCUGUGUGUAUAUAUACAUUUGUUGUUGUCCCCUAAAAUGUAAUUGGCUAACCAAGUGCCUGUAGUGGUGCUUUCUUAAUUCUAAUUUAUUUUUUUAUGUAUUAUGAUUUUGUUUGCCUCACAAUCUACAUUAAUGGCAUGUGCUGAUAUUAUGAGCUUUAAACUUCAACAGCAAAAUUAAAAUUAGAGUGGCAGUUGCCAUUUUCUCCUGCCAUUUCACCAAGUAUCAACAGUAUUCCUCAGGGGGUGACAGUAAUCUGGACCCCCGAUCCAUGCACUUCAUCUCUUUUGGUCCUCUGUCUGCAAAAAAACUCAGGAAAGUGUUUGUGAAUUGUACAGUACCUCAACGUCAUCACCACACAAAAGCACUACAAUCCUCUGAGAGUAUUAAGACCAAGAUUUUAGUCAUUUAUAUAAUAUCUAGAGAACCAGUGUUAGGUUUACCUCGAACCUUCUAGGGGAGACGGUCGAGGAGAUGAAAAUGAAUGUAACCAGAUUUAGUUCUGGAACGACGGGACAAAUAAGUCAAUAUGGAGAUUCCUCUUUUUCUUAUCCGAAGGUGCUUAAAUGAAGAUUUUGGUGAUGAGUUCAGUUUCCAUUUGAAGGUUUUUAGAAAAUGCGAUGCCCAAGUGUGUUUUUUCUGAUCCUGAGUUGUGUAUUGAUUGACUCAAGAGAGUUGUUCCCUGAUGUUUUAAGGGGGCACUGAUGACCACGUAUAGUGGCUCAUAUGAAUGUUAGGGGGAUGUUGUCAACAACGAACAACUCUUUAGAUGGAACGAUGGACUUCAGUUGCUAUUGUGUUAUCACAGGAAGCCAUAGAAUUACUGUAAUUGACGAUGAAGCAGAAACGCCACCAAAUGAAAAAAAGCGAACGGUGCCGUGACACAGUGUGUGAUUCCGUAUUUCCCAGAAUAAAUGCAACAUCAGGAUCACACAUACUUUCUGUUCUACCUCAGUUGGUUUCAACUCAUCUAGGAGGCAGCAGAGCAGUCGGGGACAUCCUCAGAUCCAAAAUGGCCAAUUGCUAAUUACUGCUAUAUGUCAGCCAGUUGAGUCAGUUUGAUUGAGAAAAGGCUGCCAGCUUUAUUCAUCACCAAGGUCAAAGGUUCAGCACCAGGGCUCAAUUCCAAACCUGUUUUCAGUUCCUUACCAGAGGUCCUCAUUGGCUUAUCCAGGUACAGAUCUGACAUGAUUAGAUUGUUCACAACACUAUGGCUAUAACGAUUGAUCUCUGGAAUGCUCUGGAGAUUUUCGGUCAUAUUGCUAACACCUAUCCAGUUGUGUCAUAUCUGCAAGGCGACUCAACAAGGGCUUGCGGGUAGGAGCUAGGUAUUGUUUAAGGUAUUUGGCCAAUUGCAUCCUCAUUGUAUAGUAUGUACACACAUUACCCCAAGCACAUGGUCAGGGUGGAUAUACCACUAAUUGGACACUCAUCCUGGCUCUUAAAGGCCAAGUACAGUCCAAAAAAUGAUUGUCCUGUGUUUUAUAUAUAUUUUCACACUAUGAGGUUGGAAUAAUACUGGGAAAUUGUGAAAAUUAUGAUAAUGUCAUUUUAGUGUACGAGCUAUUUGAAAAGACUGCCUGAAAUUUCUGCCUGUUUUGGUGGGAUGGAGUUUUGGCCAUUCAUGGUGAUAUCACCAUGCGGUAAAAUAGUUAAUAGACCAAUAAGAAAGAGAGUUCCAAACCUCUCUGCCAAUAACAGCACACCACUCAGACCACUCCCAGAACGUCCUAGCAAAAUUCUUGCUUUAGAAUUUGCCCAUUGCUGAGAAGCUAUAUUUGUUUAUUUUUUUUAACCAUUUUAUUUGAAAUCAAUCACAGUGAGGUACUUCAAUGUUUCCCAGUAACGAUUUGAUGUUGAGAUAAAAACAGCUGCAUUGGACCUUUUUAAGAAACGUUCAGUCAACCUACUGUGGUCAGUUCCAAAAGACCCACAGAACAGUGAUUCAUAAGCUCAUUGUGUUGCAUUUGAAUGUAUUUUGUUGCUCUUCUUUUGUUCUCUGUACGUGACUGUUGCUAUGCACAACCAUGGUGGUGUUGAUGUACCGUAGGUGUAUUAUUAUUGUACAACAGCUGCACUAUAGCAUUCCUUUGUGUGUAUUUUUGUUUUGGUGUUCAUAAUCACUGGUUUGCAAUCCCCGAGCACUGAGAUUGCCAGCACCAUGUUGCUUGCCUUUACGUUUUUGUUUGUUUUGUCAGCUUGUGACUAGUGUAACGUUUAUCUCUUCCUGUGAUUGGUAUUAUUUCCAAUUCUAGUUUGCAUACCUUUUCCAUUUUAGCACUCAAUGGAAUUUAGAUGGAACUUGCUGUGACUGCACAUUGCACUAGUCUACCACGAUGUCUCGGCUAUUUAAGAUUUAACACUUCUCCAAUUUCUCUCAAUUGGGUAGAUAAGAGGGUAGAUCCACAGAAGUAACAUGACUGUAAUAUAACCGCUUACAUGGCCUUUGAAAGUUUGACUCAAAUUAUACUUCACUCAUAUAAAAUAUUGGUAGGCGGGUGAAAUGUACAAUGUUUUAUUGAUAUACUACACACAAACAAACCUUAAAACACAAAACAUCCACGUCAACCUCUCAGAUUUAGUUUACCUCUGGAGUUACUUAAGAAUUACCUGAAUGCACUUUCACAUAACUUUAAUUCAUCGGAAUGUUCAAAUGUUUCACAAACAUGAUACAGUGUCAACAGACUGAUUCUCACAGCCUGAUUGUACUUUAUGUGUAAAAGCUCAUUACUAGAAGGCUUGUUCUGGAAAUAGAAAAUGGAGUCUCGCUCCCUACUCCUUGACCCACAGCCCAGGCGUGUGAAUCUCACUUCUCCACUCACUCUCACUGAGGAGAGGAAAGGACACGCUGAGGUGUGUUUGUGUGUGUGUGUGUGUGUGUGUGACAAUGCGUCAACAGCACAUGGAAACUGCAGUGCAGUCUGUCAACAGACUGACCACAAUGCGGUCUAUCCCAUAAUUCAGUCUGCCCUCUCUAAACUGAAACCUACUGAUGUACUUGAGAGCACAAAAGCCCAUUCCUUCACAUAUACAGUACUUUCGAAACAACCAAAUCACUUGAAUUGUACUAUCCAACCAAUCAUCUUGUCUUUGUUUUGUUGCUAUGUACUUUUCUCUUGGCUUCCUUUUUUACUUUGUUUACCAGAACUGGCAAACAAUGUUAUUGGUGGUUUCUGUGUUUGUUUAUUUUCCCCGCUUUCUAUUCAAUCAUUUUUAUUAUAGUGUUCUUUGAGACAUUUCUACCUCAUGGCUACAUAUUAUACAUGUAGUAUUUCAUUUGUGUCUUUUGAAUGUCCUACAUUUGUUGACAAAUCGAACAAAAGAAAAACAAAAAAAGGAAGUGGGUGGGAGCAGGAAAUCACAGAUCCUUGAGCUGGAGUCUACCUCAGAGGCACUGAGCAGAGGAGAUGGUGGUAGAGUCUAACGUGUGUCUGACAGCUGGAUGCACACUCACUCAAGACACCGAGCGACAGACAGACACACAACACCCGCGAACAUUUCUGGUGGACGGGAGGAAACUGUUGGACUUUGCAGGUCCUCUCCGAGGUUUCUCUUGAUGCAUAAUCCAAUGCGUUGCUUUAAUCUUUGGUGAGCUGUAGUUGUGUGAUUGUGUAUAUUACGUGGGCACACAUGAAUAUGAUUUGGUUUGUGUGGGAUUUUAUAUAUAAUUAGUAUAUAUAAAACACACUUGCACAAAACUUUAACUGAGUGUAACGUGUUUCUGUUGUACAUAUUUAUAUACAUAAAUUCAUACAAAAUGCACCACAUACAUGUUUAUAUGUGUGAAUAUGUUGCCAUACUUGCAGUCGACUUAAAUGUAUUUUCAUGUAAUCUGUCUGAGGUACAAAAGACAACAACUGAUUCAUUAAAGAUGUUUUCUUGAAAUUA